Opisthorchis viverrini is the source of this 2840-nucleotide messenger RNA. RefSeq lists its product as hypothetical. Gene Ontology annotation, molecular function: protein binding. Bases 288 to 2747 code for a protein of 819 amino acids. NCBI's taxonomy places the organism in Eukaryota, Metazoa, Platyhelminthes, Trematoda, Opisthorchiida, Opisthorchiidae. The transcript is spliced from 8 exons. The record is from RefSeq and is a predicted model, not a curated record.
GACAGCCGCUGACCGACAAGAGCAAAACCGACUCGGAAAACUUGGGCAAAAGCCUCGAUCGCGUGUGGCUAUCCGUGCAUCCGUUAAUGGCCCAGUGAAGCAGUCCUCUACUGUCAUCGUGGUUGGCCCCCACUAUGACUAAUCGGCGCUUGACGUCUUCUGUUCGGUUGCCUGUUCUUCAGUUUUCCGUGGGCAUUAUGUGCGGUUAAAUCAGGGGGUUGCUUCGACACUGAUUACUACUUAUAUAUUCAUACACACUUGACCGGUAACGCAUCGAAACUUAUGCAAUGGACACCGGCUUGGAAGCGGAGUUUUCUCGUUUCUGUUCCACGGUCAUCGAAGCAGUUGCGGAAAACUGGACCAGCACCAAUUGUUCGCAGCCAAACGGCUCACCAUUCCUCUGGCCUGUCGAAUUUUCCAGCUGCACGACCGAUUUUGAAAGGGUCAUCACCUUACUUCGAUUGCCUUCAGUGCGUCAGUUCUCUUUUAGUCCAGUUUCCGAGCAAAAUCAUUCGGGACUGAAAUCUGAUUCACGGUCCCAGGAACUGAGAGAACUAGGUAACAGUGCCUGGCGCACCAGCAAUGUUGCUGAUGCAUUGAAGCUAUAUACGGAAGCAAUUUUUUUUGCCGAAAGUGCCGAGAAGAAGGCUUUAGCUUUUGCAAACAGAUCAUGUGUCCUGGCUCGCUUAGGUGCAGAUUCAGCCGUACUGCAGGAUAUCGAACUGGCAUUUCACUAUGAUUACCCGAAAACCCAUCGAAGUCGACUGUUGGUCCGCCGGGCGGAGUCGUUUUUAAAACUAGGCCAGACAAAAGAGGCACAAGACGCGUUUAUUCAAGCCAAACAAUGUGUUAACCUUGAGGAGCCCGGCACGAGUGCCUUGAAGAAACUCAUUGACCAGGGUCUUGCCAAAUGUACUCACGUGUUGCAGUCAGGCGAUCCUCAUGUCAGCUCGACGUCUGGAUUACCAAUAUUCGUGCGCCAUCCUGAGCCACCAUAUCCGCCAACUUGUGUGAGAGCCGUAGUCCAAUCGGAUUCAGGACAAAGGACGCCGGAGAUUCGUGGUGUUCCUGACCCCAACAGUCCCAUUCCUUUUGAGGUAUGCCUUGGAGACAGUGGAAUUGGAUGGCAGGUGGUCGUAAAGAGAUCAGUCAAACCAGGGGAAUUGAUUCUGGUGGAUAAACCCUACGCACGUCGGAUUCACAAAGAUCGCGUCUACUCGCAUUGCUAUCAGUGCUUCCGUCGAUCGCUCAAUCUCCGACCAUGCCGAGGCUGUUCUGAGGUCGGAUUCUGUUCAUCUUCGUGUGAGGAAGCGGCCUGGAUGCCGGACUGGUCCUCUGAAAAUUCCACAAACUCGAUUCAGGGUCGACCUUGUCAUCGGUUUGAAUGUGGUCAAGUUCAUCGCAUUCAGUUGGAUGAUUAUGCUGGCUGGAAAUGGUUUCGGUCACAUGCCGCCUCGCCCGGCAGCAGCAGUAGCAACAGUAGUAGUGCACCGACUGCUAUUGGACGCUACUGCUCCGAACUCCUAAAGCUCCGUCAGGACGAUUGUGUCGGGGGUGCGAAGGUCUCUUGGCUUGCUUUUGCGUGCGUCGCACGCACAGCUCCCCACGUAAUUUAUGAUUUGGUCCAAUCCCGUGAACCGAACACCACGUCUCCGUUGUCGGCUUUCUCGGGUCUUCGACAAUUUCCUACUUCGGGCGUACAUCCGGACAAUUACUGUGCUGUUGGCUGGUUGGUGUCGAACUCUGACAAGCGGGAACUGAGCGACUUAUGGCAGCGAACAGUUGCUGCAGUGUUUCUUGGCCACUGUCUUUCGCAUGGUGGUUACCCACUCGAUUGGAGCGAGGGCUGCUUUCGAGAUCCUAUUCAGAAGCCAGGCAUGCCAUGCAGUCAGUUACUUCCUGCAUCGUGGGCUUGCGCUUGUCUCUUGCAUCACAUUCAAGCGGUCGCUUCCAAUGCACACACGUUCUCUGUUGAUGCUUACUUCAACCGGUCCGACUCUGAACCACAAGUUGAUUGUCCGAAUGGUUCACUUUCCGAAGGUGUAAUACUUACCGACAUUGUCCCAUUCUCCAUUGGAAGUGGGCUUUUCCCGUUGUUGUCUUUGGUCAAUCAUUCUUGCAACCCGAACGUGAAUCUGGUCUACAUGGCUGACGGUUCCUGUGGCCUGUUUGCGCUGCACGCCAUAGAGCGGAAUGAGGCACUUCUCAGUAACUAUGGCUAUCAUUAUGCUACUCAUCCACUUAAAGCACGUCGACGAUCACUACUUGAACAAUAUCAUUUCACUUGUCAGUGUGACGCCUGUGUGGGAGGCUGGUUUGGUGCUGGUGAGCUUAUAAACCUCCGCUGCUUGCAGUGUCGUCAAGCAAUCGUUUCAGAUUCUAACAGAAACAUCGCACGGCUGAACAGAGGAGCUUGUUCCUGCCUGUCGACGGUUCAACAGCAAUCCGUGCGCAAAUUUUCCCAGUUAAACCAAAUAUUUCGGGAUUUGACAGUUUCCAUCCCAGAAGACUAUCUUACAAGGCCAUUUCAUAAAGUCUCGCGAAAGUUGUUGAACAACCACAUUUCCCAAGUGGUCCGUUUGUUGGAUGUGGAUGCAUUCGAAGGCGUCCUAGUACGACCCUCCAUGCCUUUUGAUUAUCUUCAGGAGUUACUAAAAGUCCUCCUUGAUCUUCGUUAUGGCUGCUGUUUCAUGGAAACAAGCAAACUGCAAUACAGAGACGAAGAAGAAUGCAGUGCCUUUCAGUAGACAUUCCUCAUCCUUCACUCGACAAUUUCCCGCCGAUCUAUGUACUUCUUGUUGCUUUUGACCAAUGCGAACAUGACAAUUAGAAUUCUUUUU